AUGGCUUCACAGAAGGACCCAGACAAGAGCUGGGAGGAGAAGCAGCACCCAGAAAUAAAGUUGGAGAAGCCAAUGUGCAGUCCCAAGGCAGGGGAGGAGAGGAAGCAGGAGAAAAAACAUUACAAGAUGGAGGAUGAUGAUGCUGAGGAGAAUAAUGACUAUGUGGAGGAUGAGUAUGAAGAGGAGGAUAAUGAUGAGGAUGAAGGUGACCAGGAUGAGAAAGAGGAAUGUAUGGAGAAGGAUGAAGCCAGAGCAGAUCCCUUAGUGCCACCCAAGCAGCUGAAUCAGUGCUCUGAGUGUGGGCAGAGCUUCCCACCUGACUCGGGGCUGGUGAAACACCACUGCCCCCACCCUGGCACCCGGCCCUUUGUCUGUGGUGACUGUGGGAAGAGGUUCAGCUGGAAUUCACAACUCAUGCGGCACUGCCUUACCCACACUGGAGAGAAACCGUUCACCUGUGCUGAGUGCGGACAGCGCUUCACGCAGAGCUCAGACCUCACCAUCCACCGCCGCACCCACACUGGUGAGAGACCAUACAGCUGUGCAGAGUGUGGCAAGAGUUUCACUUGGAGAUCUUCCCUCAAGCAGCACCGCAGUGUGCACAACACUGAGAAAUGCUUCACCUGCAGGGACUGCGGCAAGAGAUUCAAACGCAGCGACAGCCUCACUAUCCACCGCCGCAUCCACACCAGAGAGAAGCUGUUCCCCUGUGCUGAGUGCAGCAUCAGCUUCACCACAAGCAGUUUAUUCCUCCAGCACCAACUCAUCCACAGCGGUGACAAACCGUACAGCUGUGCUGAAUGCGGCAAGAGAUUCAGAUGCAGUUCCGACCUCACCAAGCACCGCAGUGUGCACAGCACUGAGACGGUUUUCAUCUGCACGGACUGUGGCAAGAGUUUCAAGCACAUCUCCAGUCUCACCAUCCAUCGCCGUAUCCACACUGGCGAGAAGCUCUUCCCCUGCGCUGAGUGUGGCAAGAACUUCACCACAAGCAGUUUAUUCCUCCAGCACCAACUCAUCCACAGCGGUGACAAACCGUACAGCUGUGCCGACUGCGGCAAGACCUUCACCCAGGGCUCUAAACUGACCCAGCACCGUCGUGUGCACACUGGAGAGAAACCUUUCACCUGUGCUGACUGCGGUAAGAGCUUCACCCGUAGGAGCGGGUUAAAGUACCACUGCCGCAGCCACACUGGUAAGAAGUCUUUCAUCUGCCCUGACUGAACCAAGAGCAUCUGC
Messenger RNA from Dryobates pubescens (Downy woodpecker), 1239 nucleotides. RefSeq names its product gastrula zinc finger protein XlCGF28.1-like. The coding region runs from base 1 to 1224 and encodes 407 amino acids. Lineage: Eukaryota; Metazoa; Chordata; Aves; Piciformes; Picidae. The transcript has a single exon. The record is from RefSeq and is a predicted model, not a curated record.